AGAGGGCCUUGGGGCACAGUCCAAUGAGGAGCGAGCCGGGUGGCCGGCUGAGGGGCGUGCUUCAUGCUCGCGGGAUUUUUAAAAAUGGUUUCUCCUGGAUCUUAUCCCAACUGCGCCUGAGACCUUGUUUCACCUCCUGAUGUGCUGGGUGUGGUUAGGCCUCGAGCCGGGAGCUAUUUGCCUCCCAGGAGGAAGCCAGGGCAGGGUUCCGCGGGGAAUGGCGGUGAGGGAGCCACUCGGGACGCGGAGGCCCUAAAAUGAAGAAGCUUCGGCCUGAGGCUUCGGGAGCGGCGAGCAGGGAAGUGGGAGUGUGUGUGAGUGUGUGUGUGUGUGUGUGUGUGUGUGUGUGAAUAAGCCAGAGGCUGCCUGGUGGGGCCCCGCCGUGGCCCAGUGACUGAGAUAAUUGUCUUCGUCUGUGGGGUAAUGCGAACAAGCCCCGUUCCCCUAAGCCGUGAUGCAUGCGGGGUUGACGCGGCCGGGCUCUGUCCCCAUAAACUGUGACACAGGUGUGUGUAGACGUCUAUGAGGGCCAUAGCGCCGGGCUGUAAGGGCAUCUGUAGGGGUGACGCAGCCGGGCUGUGUCUCUGCACCUCCGUUCUGUGCGAGGUCAAUGCUGGUGGGGUCUGCAGAGGUGGCACGGCCAGGACGGGUCUCCGUGUCUCUGAAAUGUGCCUUUGCACUUCUGUCAGGUUGACAGGGACAGGCAGUGUCCCUCUGGUGUGAGCGUCUGUGGGUGUGAAAGGGCCAGCGAGUGUGCGGCUGUGACUGGUCGGGAUCGGGCCUGGGUGCAUGGCCUUUUGAGUGAGCACAGGUGUGUGCGACCAUGUCACCUGUCUUUCUAGUGUCUCCGUUGCUUCCUGUGCCUUGGCCUUCCAGCCAUGUGGUACCUGCUAGGGAGCAGUGGUCCCAAAGUGACGUGAGAGGCUCUACGCUAUUGUGAAAAUGACCAAGAAGAAGGCUUCACAAGUCACGAGAUGGCAGUUUUGGAGCCAGAAGUGCUCUCCGUGCACACUACCUGGACGACAAGAGGAAGUAACCUCAAGAAUAGAAUUCCUUUUGGGGAAGAAAGAGCUGGCCUUCAGGAAAAGCAUCCCGGAGGAGGAAGAAGAAGUGUUAUAUGUCCUAAAGUAAGGUUUCAGCAAGCAAGGGACACCGAAUAGCAGCUCCGGCAGCCUGUGCUAGCGGCCUGCAGAGAAUUCCAGGUGACGCUCCAGAGGGGCUAGGAGAGGAUACCCUUCUGAGGACAGCCAUGGCUCGCCCGGCAUCACCCCACUCAAGAGGCCAGACGGGGUCCCAGCUGGGGUGACACAGCUCCUUUCCCAGUCGGGAAGGGGCGUCUGCAGGGACCAGGAAGGGCUUAGCUUGGGGCUGCCCGCUCCGGCACCGACCUGGGACGCGCCCUGAGGCCCCUGCCUGGGACCGUCCCGGACUACAUUUCCCAGAGACCAUCCAGGAGUACGCCGUGCUGCAUGCUGGAACACGGGGCUUGGGGCUCUGGUUUCCCCCGACGGCCCCGCGUCCUCUUCUAGCCUCACCCUCUCCCGAGGCCCCAGCGUUGGGGGACUACCGGGUGCGUCUGCGGCUUUGGGAGAGUGGGAGGAGGGAAAGGGAUGGGAGGGGUGCACGCACACGUGUCAGUGUGUCCGCGUGUCAGCAUCUGUGCAGGCGCACGUGUGUGUCGGGCUCUGUUGUGUCUGCACAUGCGUGUCGGCAUCUGUGCGUGCGCACACGCCCGUCAGGGUCUGUGUGCCCGCACAGGCACGUCAACAGCUGAGCACGCUAUGUAUCGGGGGUCUGUGUACGCUCACAUACGUGUCGGGGUCUGGGUACGUGCACAUACGUGUAGGGGUCUGUGUGCACAUGCGUGUCGGGCUCUGCUGCUGUCUGCGCGCUGCGGCCGCUGGGUGCGCGUGCGCAUGCGCGCUGGCCUCCAGGGGGUGGCGGGACCGAGUGUGUGACGCACUUGCGUGGGAGUACGAGGCUGACGCGGCGGCCCUGUCCCCGUAACUGUGACACGGGUGCACGCGAGCGUCAUUGGGGGCGAUGGGGGCCGUGCUGGGUGCGCGUUUGCACCAGUGACGCAGCCGCUGCAUCUCCGCCAGUCCGCGCAGGUGAGAUUGGUGCGCGUGGCUCCGAGGGGAGACGGGCACGGGGCUUCUGACGGUGACGCACUUGCUGGAGAGUGUGGGGUGACACAGCCGGGCUCUCCCCAUAACUGGUGACCGGGGGUGCUCCAGAGGCUUUGGGUCAACGCAGCCCGUGCCUGUGAACCUCGGCGGUGCGUCCCUGGGACUCUGCUCCGUGAGGUGCGCUCUGGGGGUUGUGCGGGGGCAGCGGUCGGGACGGGUCUCCGUGGCCCACGGAUGCACCUCUGCACCGUGUGGGGUGGUGGGGCCCGUAGCAUGGCCGUGCUGGGCGUUAGUGGGUAUGAGGGGCGCAGAUGUGUCUCAGGACAGAGUGAGCUGUGGUGAGGCUGAGCUGUGCAGACUUGUGCUGGGAUGGGUGAUCGGGCCUUCUGGGUGACGCAGGUGUGUGUGACAACACAACCUGUAGCUUCAGCGUCUCUGUGCUGGGAUGGAUGAUCGGGCCUUCUGAGUGAUGCAGGUGUGUGUGACAGUGCAACUUGUAGCUCCAGCGUCUCUGCUGCUUCCCCUGCCUUCACCUCCUAACCAAGCGGUACCUGCCUGAGAACAAGGGCCGCGGAGGGACGUGAGCGCCUGAGCCUCGCCUGGAAAUUCACCAGCAAGAAGGCAGAAACAGCCAUGAGGCCAGCAUCCUUCAGAAAAAGCAUCCCCGAGGAGGAAGACGAAUCGUUAAACAUCUGAAAGGGUCAGGCCAGCAUCCUUCAGAAAAAGCAUCCCCGAGGAGGAAGACGAAUCGUUAAACAUCUUAGGUCAGCUUUACCAGUGAGGAAACCGACACUGUGAGCUCUAGCCUCUCGGAAUUUGUCUUCUUCAGUGGAAACCCCGAGAAGACUGAUCAGUUCUUCAGUUCUAAAACAAUGGCCCAGGGUUUGGUGACGUUCGCCGACGUAGCCAUAGACUUUUCUCAGGAGGAGUGGGCCUGUCUGAACUCUGCUCAGAGGGACCUGUACUGGGACGUGAUGCUGGAGAACUACAGUAACUUGGUCUCACUGGAUUUGGAGUCAGCAUAUGAAAAUAAGAGUUUACCUACAGAAAAAAACAUUCAUGAAAUAAGGGCUUCCAAAAGGAAUUCAGAUAGAAGAAGUAAAUCCCUUGGCCGUAACUGGAUAUGUGAAGGUACGCUUGAAAGACCACAGCGCUCCAGAGGGAGGUAUGUCAAUCAGAUGAUCAUCAAUUAUGUCAAAAGACCUGCUACUAGAGAAGGCACCCCUCCUAGAACACAUCAGAGACAUCAUAAGGAGAAUUCCUUUGAAUGUAAGGACUGUGGGAAGGCCUUUAGUCGUGGCUAUCAACUUAGUCAACAUCAGAAAAUCCAUACUGGUGAGAAACCUUAUGAAUGUAAAGAAUGUAAGAAGGCCUUCCGUUGGGGCAAUCAGCUUACUCAACAUCAAAAAAUUCAUACUGGGGAGAAGCCCUACGAAUGUAAAGACUGUGGGAAGGCUUUUCGAUGGGGCUCAAGCCUCGUUAUUCAUAAGAGGAUUCAUACUGGUGAAAAACCCUAUGAAUGUAAAGACUGUGGAAAGGCCUUUCGGCGUGGUGAUGAGCUCACUCAGCACCAGAGAUUCCACACUGGGGAGAAAGACUACGAAUGCAAAGACUGUGGGAAGACCUUUAGCCGUGUGUAUAAACUUAUUCAGCACAAGAGAAUUCAUAGUGGGGAGAAGCCUUACGAGUGUAAAGACUGUGGGAAGGCUUUUAUUUGUGGUUCAAGCCUCAUUCAGCAUAAAAGAAUUCACACAGGUGAGAAACCCUAUGAAUGUCAAGAAUGUGGGAAGGCCUUUACUCGAGUCAAUUACCUUACUCAGCAUCAGAAGAUCCACACCGGUGAGAAGCCUCACGAAUGUAAGGAGUGUGGGAAGGCCUUUCGCUGGGGUUCGAGCCUCGUUAAGCACGAGAGGAUACAUACGGGCGAGAAGCCGUACAAGUGCACAGAAUGUGGGAAGGCCUUCAAUUGUGGCUAUCACCUCACUCAGCACGAGAGAAUCCACACAGGCGAAACCCCGUAUAAAUGUAAGGAGUGUGGGAAGGCUUUCAUUUAUGGAUCGAGCCUCGUGAAACAUGAGAGAAUUCAUACCGGGGUGAAACCCUAUGGGUGUACAGAAUGUGGGAAGAGCUUUAGUCACGGCCAUCAGCUUACACAACAUCAGAAAACGCACAGUGGGGCGAAAUCCUACGAAUGUAAGGAGUGCGGGAAGGCAUGUAACCACCUAAACCAUCUCCGAGAACAUCAGAGGAUCCACAACAGUUGAAGAGCCUUUUGAACGCAGUAGCCCGCUCGUAUCUAUGGUUUCGCUUUCCACAGUUUGUUACCUGCAGUCAACUGCAGUUCAAAAAUAUUAAAUGGAAAAUUCCAGAAAUAAAGAAUUUUAAGUCUCAAAUGGUGUGCCCUUCUGAGUAGCGUGAUGAAAUCUCUCGCUGUCCGGCUCCAGCCGGCCGGGGAUGUGAGUCAUCCCUUGGUCCAGCACAUCCACGCUGUAUACGCCACCCACCCUGCUAGUGACUUAGUAGCCGUCUUGGUGAUCAGAUCAACUAUCCCAGCAUCACAGUGCCUGUGCCCAAGCAGUCCUCACUUUGCUUAACAGUGGCCCCAGAGAGCAGGAGUAGUGAUGCUGGUGAUUCGGAUAUGCCAAAGAGAAGCCACAAAGUGCUUCCUUUUAAAUGAAAAGGUGAAAGUUCUCAACUUAAAAAAGAAAAGAAAAAAAUCAUAUACUGAGGUUGCUAAGAUCUACAUGACAAUAAGAUAUUUUGGGAGAGAGAUACGUUCACAUAAUUUUAUUACAUAUAUUGUUACAAUUGUUCUAUUUUGUUAGUUACUGUUGGUAAUCUCUUACUGUGCCUAAUUUAUAAAUUAAACUUUAGAUAUGUAUGUACAGGAAAAAAUGUAGUAUAUAGUAUCGUAUAUAUGUACAGGAAAAAAACGUACUAUCUGUGGUUUCAGGUGUCCACUGCGGGUCUUCAAACGUACCCCCCUCAGGUGAGAGGGGACUGCUGUACAAAGAAUAUAGGAAGGCCUCUAGACUACAUCCAUUCCUUCCUCAACAGGAGGAAAAUUCCUGGUACAGUUUAACGUAAGGCUUCACUGAUCACUGUUGUUUUUGUUUUUGUUUUUGUUUUUUUGAGACAGAGUCUCACUCUUGCCCAGGCUGGAGUGCAGUGGCACGGUCUUGGCUCACUGCAACCUCCACCUCCCAGGUUCCAGCAAUUCUCCUGCCUCAGCCUCCCCAGUAGCUGGGAUUACAGACAUGCACCACCACACCUGGCUAAUUUUUGUAUUUUUAGUAGAGACAGUUUUCACCAUGUUGUCCAGGCUGGUCUCAACUCCUGACCUCAGGUGAUCCACCCACCUUGCCCUCCCAAAGUGCUAGGAUUACAGGCGUGAGCCACUGCACCUAGCCCACUGAUCACUCUUCUGCUUACAGAAUAUCAGAAGUCAUUCUAGAGGCAAAUUUGAAGAGUGGAAAAAUCACUUUUUCUGAAUGAUCUUGUUUUUGGUGUAGAUGUUUUUAUUGUGUGGGUUAGUUUAAUGAAUACAUAAAGACUACCAGUACCAUUCUGUCUUUACUCCGUGGCAUCUGUGGAAUAACCCUGCUAAUGUAACACGUGAGAAAGCCUUUGGUCAUGCCACCCACUCUACCAGUUGUCCCCACCAUCCCCCGCCCUCCUCCCUGUGAGACACUGGGCCAAAGGCUCACUACCCCUGUGCGUUGUCCAGCACACAGACACUAUGUGCAUUAUUUGUACAUAAGGAUAAUCACAUCUACCUGAGACUGCUAUCAUGGAAAUUAAAUGUUUGGUACAUGUAAAGUCUUUGAAAGUGUAACUGGAAUAUUGUGUAAUUUUAAUAAAUAAUAACUAUUGUUGUUUUUAUGAUCAUUACUACCAUUUGUGUUGCCAUUAGUGAAUUUUUACAAGAAAACUCCCUGUGGGUGCAAUGAGUCUGGAAAAGACCAUUGAGUCUUCUAGAAGAAAACAUUAAGAGAUUAUUGGCACAGCCGUGGGUUACGCAAUGAUUUCUUAGUACACAAAACACAGCAAACAUAAAAAGUUGUUACACUUCAUCAAAAGUACAAAGUUCUGUUCAUCAAAUGAUGCUGUUAAGAUAGGGAAAAGACAAGAAACAGGACUGGAAGAAGAUGUUUGCUCUAAGGUACACCUGACAAAGGAACUCUCAUAGAAAAUAUAAAGAAUCCCUCAAGUUGAAAAAAAAAUCAAUUUAAAGGGGAGAAAACUUCAGCACGUCUCAACAGAAGACCACCAAAUGGCCAAUAAGUAAGUGAAAAUGUAUUCAAUGUCAUUGCUCCUCAAGGAACUGUAGAGUAAAACCACAAUGUGCUGUCACUCUAGACAGUCACCAGGAUGAUUAAAUUUAAAUCACAAUAACAAGGCUGAUUUCAGAUGUCUCACCACAAAGAAGGAGGAUAAGGGAGCGAGGUGAUGGAUAUGUUAAUUAGCUUGAUUUAAUCCUUCCACAUUGUAUACAUGUAUCAGAACAUCACAUUGUACUCCAUCAAUAUAAUACAAUUAUUAUUUGUCAAUCAAAUAUUAAUAAAAUCAAAGAUGAGCAGG
Messenger RNA from Homo sapiens (human), 6710 nucleotides. RefSeq names its product zinc finger protein 331 (gene ZNF331). Gene Ontology annotation, biological process: regulation of transcription by RNA polymerase II; regulation of DNA-templated transcription. The transcript is spliced from 9 exons. NCBI's taxonomy places the organism in Eukaryota, Metazoa, Chordata, Mammalia, Primates, Hominidae. The record is from RefSeq and is a predicted model, not a curated record. Gene Ontology annotation, cellular component: nucleus. The coding region runs from base 3002 to 4393 and encodes 463 amino acids.